CAUAUUUAUUCAAUAAAGUAUCAGUCAUUCCUCAACACUUCCCUGAUACAAAAUGGCGACUUAUUCAAAAUCAGGAAAGAAAAAAAAAGUGGCCGAACCUGCUGUUCAGAAGAUAAGGAAAAGUCGUGAAGAAGAUAAAGCCACACCGUGCUACCUAUCAAAUGAUGGAUUCUUGUGGACAGACAAUAACCCAGAUUUGAAGUUGAUCGAGCCACGAAUUUUGGUCUCCACCAAUUAUAACUAUUUGGAGUUUUCUAGAAAGGCGGAUCGUCCACCCGAGCGUCGUGUACUAACACUUAUCAAUCAUGGAGAUCAUCCAGUUGCAUUCGAAGUACAAACUACAGACAAUUACUCGUAUUUUAUUGAUGUUGUGCAUGGAAUCAUACCGCCACGUCAGACAUCUGUUAACGCUGCUAUUCGAAUGCCCAAUUCUGUUUGUAUUCAGGUUUAUCACAGACCAUAUAAUGCAUAUUCGGCAGAAAGACAGAGUGAUUUUUUCAAUCGUCCACGGAAAGAUAAGAUGUCGAUUUUACUGGCUCCUCAAAUUUGCCAGACUUUUUCUCCUGAAGCAAUUUUCCACAACGAAAGAAGUUAUGAGAAAUUGCGAAUUAUGCUGAAGUAUACCGGAAUUGAAGAAAAGUCAGGAGAUGGUAGACCCAAGCAGUUUAUUUUACACGGAGUUCCUGGGUCGGCCACAUGGAAAGAUGACAGUGGUAUAAGAAAAACGAAGAAUGAGCAACAAAUGUUGGAGUUUAAGAAAAUCGAAAAGACAAUCAUCCAGAAUGCCUCAAAAGAAGUAUGCGAAGAAAUGUCGAAGAAGCCCAUAAUACGCCGUCCAUCGCCACUACGUGCUCGUUCCAAAACUCCAGGAUCCAAGGAUAACAAAAAUCAGCGUGAUAAGCGUGAAGGUGGAGUAAUGAAGAUGUUUCGAAAUCUCAAUCCAUUUGAUAGAACUCCGACUCCGACUACAAAGAAGACACAAUCGGUUACGCCCAGUAAUAGUACUCCGUCUCCAGCAAAGCCAGCCACUCCAACAAAAACGCCAACACCGACUAAGAAGCCUGUAGAAAAUAAUGAGACCCUAUCUCAAGUCAAGACAGUUUCCAAGGCACUGUCUCAUUCUCCCAAGUCACCAAAGAAGAACAGUCAGGAAAAGUCGGCUCCACCAUCACCGAAGUUACCACCGAAAACUACAGCACCAACGCCAACAAAAGACGGUGGCAAUCAUUCUCCAAAAACGACUAACAAGGCAUUAGAGCCGCCGCCGAGCCCAAAUCGUACACAUUCGCCAAGUGCAUACCAACCCGCGAUGUCUCCGAAACCUACUGGAAAGUAACUCUGUGGAUAUUCAAUAGUGAACAGAAAUGUUUGAUAAUUAUUCUUUUUUUUUGUUUCGUAUUUAUAAAAUGAACAGGGACAGUACAUUUG
Molecule: messenger RNA, 1428 nt
Organism: Caenorhabditis elegans
Lineage: Eukaryota; Metazoa; Nematoda; Chromadorea; Rhabditida; Rhabditidae
Gene: C35A5.4
Product: Major sperm protein
Exons: 11
Coding region: 53-1336 (427 amino acids)
Source: RefSeq, marked reviewed